Messenger RNA from Athene cunicularia (burrowing owl), 10978 nucleotides. RefSeq names its product leucine rich repeats and calponin homology domain containing 2 (gene LRCH2). Gene Ontology annotation, molecular function: protein binding. Lineage: Eukaryota; Metazoa; Chordata; Aves; Strigiformes; Strigidae. The record is from RefSeq and is a predicted model, not a curated record. Bases 119 to 2032 code for a protein of 637 amino acids. The transcript has 21 exons.
UUCAAAGAACAGAUUUACUGAAAUUCCUCCUGAUGUCUGGCUGUUUGCACCACUGGAAACUUUAAAUUUGUAUCACAACUGCAUCAAAUCCAUUCCAGAAUCUAUUAAAAACCUGCAAAUGCUUACCUACCUUAACAUUAGUCGAAAUCUUUUAUCGACAUUGCCAAAAUACCUGUUUGAUCUUCCACUUAAAGUUCUGGUUGUCAGUAAUAAUAAGCUGGUGUCCAUUCCAGAAGAAAUUGGAAAAUUGAGAGAUCUAAUGGAGUUGGAUAUUAGCUGCAAUGAACUUCAGGUUCUUCCCCAGCAGAUAGGAAAAUUGCAGUCACUUAGAGAAUUAAACAUAAGAAGAAAUAAUCUCCAUAUGCUGCCAGAUGAAUUAGGAGACCUUCCCUUGGUAAAGCUGGAUUUUUCUUGUAAUAAAAUUACAGAAAUUCCCAUUUGUUACAGAAAGUUACGUCACUUACAAGUUAUAGUUUUGGAUAAUAAUCCAAUGCAGAUACCACCAGCACAGAUAUGUUUAAAGGGUAAAGUACAUAUAUUUAAAUUCCUCAGCAUUCAGGCGUGCCUCAGAAUAGAUAAAAAGCCAGAUUCUUUGGAUCUUCCGUCAUUAGGUAAACGAAUCCCUUCCCAGCCACUCACAGACAGUAUGGAGGACUUUUAUCCCAAUAAAAAUCAUGGACCGGAUUCUGGCAUCGGAAGUGAUAAUGGAGAUAAAAGGUUGUCCACAACAGAACCAUCUGAUGAUGAUACAAUCAGCCUUCACUCCCAGGUAUCAGAAUCAACAAGGGAACAGACAUUAAGGAAUGACAAUCAUGUAAUGGGAAGUAAACUUGAUCCACAGAAAGACCAGGAGGUGUACGAUUACAUCGACCCGAAUGCAGAAGAGGGAGCUGUUCCUGAGCAAGGAGAUGUACAGACUGGAUCAUUGCUGUCUUAUAUCAAGGAACGGGGAAAACAUCCUGAGAAAUCCCAAAAAAUAGAACAGAAUGAGGACUGGGGAGAUGAAAAAAGACUUCAGAAAGAACAGCUGCUGGCUGAAGAUGAUGAUGAACUCAAAGAAGUGACUGACUUGAGAAAAAUAGCAGCUCAGUUACUGCAGCAAGAACAAAAACACAGACGAAGGCCAUUAAGCUAUAGAACUUCAUUCAGUGAAAAACUCUUCCAGAGGACGAGGGCGGCAGGACGUGCAUCAAGGCUUCUCAAUCAUUCGGUUUCAGUAAGCACAAGGAACAGGCCAAAGCAGCCAAUGGAGUCUGAAAAAUGUGUCUCAACGGAUGAGGUGAAUUCCCCAGUGUCCCCAUACAGCUGGCAGCCACUGGAAAACCAGAAGGAUUCAAUGGAUGAGCAGCAUUGGCCAGAAACACAGCCAGUGAUUUGGCAGAAUGAAGAAAGGAGGAGAAGUAAACAAAUUAGAAAAGAGUAUUUCAAGUAUAAGUCUUCCAGAAAGAGUUCAAGUGGAAAUGAAAAUGAGGAGCAAGACAGUGAUAAUACUAAUGUGUCCCCACAGUCUCCUGUGUCGUCUGAGGAUUAUGAAAGGACAGAUAGUAACACUCAUGGUCCAUUUGGUCUCAAACCAAGGUCAGCUUUCAUCCGUGCAUCACGCCAGGACUACGGUGCAGUCGAUCCUGGAUUUACAAUGAGGAGGAAAAUGGAGCAUUUAAGGGAAGAAAGGGAACAAAUAAGACAGCUUCGCAAUAAUCUUGAAUCAAGGUUAAAAGUAAUUUUGCCUGAUGACAUUGGAGCAGCAUUGAUGGAUGGAGUAGUUCUUUGCCAUUUAGCCAAUCACAUAAGGCCACGUUCUGUUGCCAGCAUUCACGUACCAUCGCCAGCAGUGCCUAAACUCAGUAUGGCAAAGUGCCGAAGAAAUGUUGAAAACUUUCUUGAUGCUUGUAAAAAAUUGGGCGUUCCACAGGAGAGACUUUGCUUGCCUCAUCACAUACUGGAGGAAAGGGGUCUAGUGAAGGUUGGCCUCACAGUUCAAGCUCUGCUUGAAUUGCCUGCAUUGAAAGUAUCUCAGCUUUCGUCCAUGUGACGUGACUUCUUGGAAGCUAGACAACUUACCAUUCGAUCUGUUGAUUUGGAUUGUUCUGAGGCAGUUCAGCUUCUGACAUGGGAACACUCAAGCCAUCAAAAACUAAUAUCUGUCCAGAUGCUGUAGAGACCCUUACUUUGGAGUUGUAUGUGAAAGCCUUGGAGUCAGCUAACAGUUAAAAGGACAUAAUUCUUAUUUUUUUUCUUUUGUAGUUGGAUGCACAAAGAGACUGUGGUAGCAUCAGGUUGUCUUUCCAGUUAAUUUAAGUUAGGAGCUGCCAUUUAACAUCUCAGUGUUACAGUUAAAUGCUGGAUUUCUUUUCCUACAUUGAAAAUGUUGUUUGAAUUUAAUUUAGAAGUACAAAGCACACACCCUCCCUCACUUUAAUCUUUCAAGUCAAUCGUUUGAUUUAAAGGUAAGACAAAAAUGUAGCGAUGGUAUGAUGGUAAAAAUGCGUGUGACCGAUCACUUAGAAUCCACUUUCACACCCUCAGAAAGCUUAAUAUUUGUGUUCUUUAUUAUUUGCACUCCUGAUUGUAACACACACUUCUAACAUUGCCAGUAUUUAGUCUGAGUGUAUGGUGAUUACACAAAACAGUAUACAAUGGGAAAAGGACACAUUUUAUUGGGUUUUUCCAGUCUUCUAGAUUGGUGCCAAAUAUUUUUUUCAGUUGUACUGUAGAUUGUUUACAUGUGAAGUGCCUGUGUAAUUGAUAACUCUUAAUAGUCUUAAACAUUUUUGAAAUUUCUUUGUUUAAAAUAGAUAAAAUGGAAAUUUUUAAAUAUUUUAAUAGUUUUUUGUAAAAUCAGUACGUGAAGAUUUAAGUAAUACUUCACAUUUUUGAUGUUGGGUGUUUUAAGUUUCUUGCACAAUUUAAUUGGUUAUUUUGUUGUCUAAUAAUUAGAAAAUGCUGUAAAUACUUUUUAUUUAUGAUAUUUAAUUUGAUAAUACCUAAUCACUUUUGGUUUAAUGUAUUGUUGAACAAGAAAAAGUUGUCUACUUUGUUUGGGACAAAUACACACAGUAAGACAUGAGGACUAGUGAUGCAUACAGAGUAAUUUAGGACCUUUUGAUAAAACUGCCAAAAUCUCAGGUUUAUGCUGUGACUUUCAGGAUUUUGUGUAAUAUUGCUCCUGAUCUCAUGUUACAUUUUUACAACAGGUAUAUCCAUAAUUUAAUUGGGAAAUAUCAGUGUUUUAUCUUUUUAGUGUUUACAGGAUUUAUUGUGUAAUUGACACAAGUGUGGCAUAGCACACAAAUCAGUUUGUACAAAUGUCACUGUGCUGAGACAUUAGAUUUUUCUGGGUAAAUGUGAAAGAAAAACUUCCACCCUGGUGGUUUUCUGAAAGUUCUGAGUUUAUAUAUUUGUUUGCUUCUGCACAAUUCUCAGUGUUUUGAGAACAUUAUGAAACCAUACACAAUUGAGUUCUCCAAACAAGUUGGAAAUUUCAUAAUUUUAGUAAUAAAUCUAUUUGCAUUAGUUUGUACUUUGUCAAUAGGUAGUUUAAUUUAAAAAAAAAAAAAGCUCUGACUGUCACAGAUCUUCUGUUUCAGGCUAGGUUAAUUUCAGUGGGGGGUAUGUUUGCCAAGCAUAUUACAAGAUUUGAUUCUGUUCUAUCCAAUUGAUCAAGACCCCAUAUAAUUCAUAAAAGAAUGAGGGAGGGGUAUCAUUUACUCCUUACUUCAUUUAUUAUAGUCCUUAAAAUCAAUAGCUGAGAGGAAAAAUAACAAACAUUCUUUUUUUUUAAAGAGACACAUUAUUUUUAAAUCCAUUGAAACAAGCUGAUUCAUGUGUAAUAGUUAAAAACUACUCUUAUUCAUAUAGUUUUUUUUCUUAAAAUACAGUUCAUGGAGGCUGGUGUAAAAUUUAAUUUGCAGAGUCCUAGAUAUAAAUCUUGGGUUACAUAAACACUUGUUUAAAGAAACUGGAUUACUUUGACCUUUGAAAUAUGGUAUUUCAAAUCUCUCAAUUGGUUUUUAAAUUAUUCACAUAGUACUCAUUUUAACAAGUUCAAUCUCUAUUUUUCAUUAAAGGCAGUAUUUGAAAAGUCAUGCUAAGACUGAAAUGAAAAAGUAAUAUAAUUCAUUAAGCAUUUGAAGAACACAACCAUUCAAAAAGAGUAAGUCAAUGUCUUUCAAUUCCUUGCUGUGGUAUUGACAACAACAACAGAAGUUCUAUUUCAGUGUGUUAGCCAUAGAAUUGCUAACUGUAAAUUGUCACUUUCAGUUAUCUGGCUUAAACUGAUCUACACUAUUAUUUCAUUUUCAUAUUUAAAUGUUUUGUGAUCUUAAAGUAACCUUUUUCCUACUAGAACUAAAUUUAUAAAGUUAUAUCGCAGUAUAAACAUCAAUAAUUCCCUUGAUGUAGCAUGACAGAUGCUUACCGGGGGGUUUUAAGCUUAGCUUAUUUCCUAAGUAACUUGAAAACUGGAUAUGAAAUUAAUGUACUCAUUUUAAACUGUGUCUCUGAAUUUGAAAAAUACUAAAAUAGCAUAUUAUUUGUUUUUAGUGCUCUGGAGUUGUUCUUCCCCACAAACUUGAUAGAAACAAUCUUGCAUUGCCAUUCAUUGGAAUUUAUUGUGGCCUCCUUCAUGCUUAUGGGGAAGGAUAAUCAUGAUUCUUCCAGGGCUUCCUUUUUAGUAUUGCAAAGAUUAAGGCCUUCAGGUAUCCUUAGGAGCAAUCUGAGAAAAGGUCCAGUGUGCCUGGGUGAAUCUUUUCUCAUUUUUCUUUAGCUGCUUUUACAGAUAAUAAUGACCUAAAGAUUUGCUAAAAUUGGCUAUUCCCAUUGUGAUUUUUGUAGAAGCAGUUGCAGAAAAGAUGCUAAAGAUUUUCAUUUUAGGUUUCAAUUUUAGAGCAGCGUGUGGAAAUUAUUGCCGUCUUCUUCCCUGUACAAGAAUUUGCCUGCUAUCCCCUUUCUCCCUUUCCAUUUGAUUCCCAGCAUCUUCUUUCUUUUGUUUGUUCAUAGAUUUGGGUACUUCACAUUGUUCAUUACUGCAUGCCCCUCUCCUCCUUCCUCUUUACUUUUUUAUUUGUUAAGAAAUUACUCCACUGGCAUUGGUGAACUGUGAUUCCAGAAUUCCUGGUAUCAACUUUUAGUAUGUUUGAGAUACCUUUUUCUAUUUUUAUUUAGGAUGCAAUGCCAAUACUAGGUACAGCUGAUAGGAUGAUUUAAAACAGAGGUCUGCACAAUUCCUGUUGUAGUUGCUCAGUUUUUACUUUGGAUAUGAAGAAAAGUCAACAGUAAAAGCUUUAGGAAACUAAAAGUUUGCCUAAUGAAUUUAGGAGUAAACUAGGCUGCUUUAGUUACUGUGACUGCUAUACAAAGAUACUGCAGUAAUGGGGUAUGAACUGUAAAUUACAGAGUGAAUCAACAUACUGACAGGGCUUCUGGCCUUGUGUAUUUUUUAUGUCAUUGGAUGCAGUAUGUCACACAUGAAUGAUCUUUCAUUUAAGCAAUAAUGUCCUAGAUAUUGAGAUCUUAAAGCAGUGGCAUUAAAAUAAUUGUUGGAAAAUGUGGUGACUUCCCACACAGUAUCUCAGAAAUGCUUCACAUCUAUUAUAUAAUACUGCUAAUCCAGUGUGCUAGCUGGGGCACUGCUGGAAAUGCAGAAAACCAUCUAUACUCAUAUAUCUGGAGGCCUUCCAAAAUAUAACCAAGAACCAAAAUUAUCAUAAAAUACGGAGGAAUACAUUUGAAACAAUAAGUAACUAUGACAUGAAUCAUAAGAAUUUCUGGGUAAAAUCCUAGCUUUGCUGAAGUCAAUGCAAGUUUUGCUCUUGACUCCAGUAAGAUUUUUACCUUUUUGAUUUAUGGAACACCUGAAGUGGAGACCGUAGUAAAAAUGGCAUUUAAACAUGUUUGACACUAGCAAAGGUAUAGUGUCAAAUUCUUGACUUAAAAUAUUGGUCUCUGGUAAGUCAAAAGAAGCUGUAAAAUACACUCUGAUUCAUUUAUUUAAUAUAAGUUUUCUGAUUUGCUAUAUACAGUAUUAAAAUGGUAGGAAAAAUUACUUUGAAGCACAGCUUUCAUACUAUGGGAAGGUAUGUCACCUCAACAAAAUUGCAGGUGAGGUCUAUCAUCAGUUAUUUACUGCACUAAAAACUUUAUUUCAAAUCUUUUUUUUUUAGCAGCAGUCUUCUCAGAUUGACAUAAAUCUGUAGCCAAAUUCAAACAAAAAAUGAAAAACCAUCUGUUGUCCCUAAACCCAUAUAUCCAUGUAUCUUCCCAAUAUUAAAGAGAAGGCCAAAGGUCUGACACUUCUUCCUUCUGCUGAUUUCAUAAAUGCUUGUAUGAAAGGCAGCUGUUGUAACUAACAUAGCUGCAGUCUGCCUUGCUCAGAAUUGUUCUGUGUACAAGUGCAGAGAUGAGCCAUGUUAAUUCAGCUGAUUUUGACUGAAAGCAACUUGUGGGAGUUUUAGCACUUUCUGCAUACAGGAGAUGAUUUUCUGUUGGCAAAUGAAAUUUCUCCUGUUCCUCACGAAGUCAGGCUAACGUAUGUGUUUUUCAAGAGGUACAUCAUUAUUAAACAGUGACUUGAAAAACAAGAGUAGAUAACCAAAACACCACCCCAGCAUACACAAAACUCAGGAAAUAUUUCCUGUCUACAGGCAACUCUUAGGAAUGAAGUCAUUAAGUCCAGGAAUGGGAAAGGCAAAGCCCAAGCAGAGGGUGCUCUGAGUUGGUUUCACUUUGAGUCACUUCACAGUGAAAAGCCUUUAGAUUUUGUAGGGAAAUAGAUGUGCUGUAGCUACUUCAUGCCAUGGGAGGUGGAUCCUAAAGUACAUGGAGCUUUCUGUAGAGGUUACAAUAACGAGAAAUUUGGCAUCUUUGUUUUCACAAAGACUGUAUAAUUUGGAUAGCUCUCAUCCCAGUGCUGCAGAAAGCAUUGUUGAUGGUGCAGAGAACAUUGUGCGUAGCUGGUGCCAUUUGCAUUACAUCUGGCUUUGUAAUGACAAGAAUGGCCUGUGUGGUGCAAGUUCUGAAGGAAACACCUCCUUGCUUCAUGCUGCUGCCUCCUCCUGAAUUGACCAGCAUUCUUUUAGGUAGAUGUUUGCAAUCUGAAUAAAAACACUAAGGAAACAGUAACUUGAGAGUAAUAGAUAAGUACAUAUUUACCGAUAUUUAACUUUCACCAGCAAAGAACCACGUAGUGAGACAGAGAAAGCCUGCUCUAGGAACUACAGAACUUCACUGACUGAAAAAUUGCCCCAGGACUCUUAACAGAUUAGAGUGUCACUUUGUCCUCUCAUGUGAGUGAACCAAAACAGUAAUCCUAUUUCUUGUUCCACACUGUGCUAUACGCGUAACUCAUUUACGAAUAGAGGGAAGAGUGAACUUUUUUGACCAGGAAUUUUAUGGCACAGAUCUCUUUGGUAAAAUAAAUAUGAAGGUUAAAAAAUCAUUCUCCUCCUGUGAAGAAAAUUUCUGCUGAUUUUGACUGUUAAAGUAGAGAACAUAUGUGAUUAACUGAAUUUCAGUUUAAACUUGCCACUGCACAGGAGCAGUUCUGGCUCCUGUGUUUCUUAAUAAAAUGCUGCUUUGCUUUAUUUAUCAUUAAGUAAUUCACAUAGUACAAUUCUGAAAACAUUAUCUUAAAAUUGUGGUUAUAUGCAGUAUUUGUUCCCUCAUUGGUUUUGAUGUUUUUCUUUUUUUUAACAUGGGAGGCAAAGGGAAGCAAAAUUUCUAUAAGCUACCUGAUUAACUUCCAUGGAAGGAGCACAAGUUGUUAUAAAAAUGAUAGAAUCAGUCAUUUUUAGUUCAGCUGUUUCAUAGCCAACUAUGCUUUCGAAGAAGAAUUUGUGAUUUUUCCCAUACACAUUUUGGAAACCUAAUCUUAAAACAAACCAACCCAAAAGUCUUUCCAGAACUACUUUAGUAUAUUAAUAAAUAUUGAAGGAGUAGCUCAAACUAACAGGAAAUUUAAAUGUUUUGGGAAGCUUUCAAUUUUGGCAGUGUUGGGUUUAUAGUUGGACUUGAUGAUCUUAAUGGUCUUUCGCAACCUAAAUGAUACUGUUGUUUCCGUGGAGAAAAAAAUAAAAAUAAAAAUUUCCCUCGAUAGUUUUGUAACUGAGCUAGAUCAAGUCAGUCAUUUAAAACGAAUACUUGGUGCUAAUGAGGAUUUCCUAUUGUGUGAGAUAAGGCAAACAUAACUAUUUUUUUCACAAUAGUUUUAUGAAGGCAGAUUGUCAAAUAGAGAAUAUUUCGAAAUAAUCACAAGGAUACUUUUUGGCUUUUUUUUUUUACUUUUAAAUAAAAGUGAACCAGUGAAAUCAUUCCAGAAUUGCUGUAUUUGUUUAGGAUUUAGUCAUGCCAUUCCUGGCAUGGGAACUCCCAUUGUUCAGUAUUUAAUAUGCUUUCUGGAGCAUGUGCAAGAUUGUGCUCUUUACACGCAAAUGUUAAUACAGUUGUGUUUACUGAAUCCAUGUGUUAGAUUAAGCAUUGCUGCAACUGCGGGAAUUCCUAGCUGCAACUGUUCAUGUCUCUUGCACCAGCAGGUAAUGCAGGGCUUUGAUUCCCAUGAGGAACAUAGACGCAGGCAUUGCAGAAGGGUUGUUUGGUGGAUUACAUUGGGAAUAGUGUGAAUACUUACUAUGUAAAGUGUAGAACAAGGAAAAUGUGUUUGUUUUAUGAUUCAGUUGGUAUUCAGUAUUUUAAUUUGUAAUGUGAUUAUAAAACUCAAAAUGCAAUGUAACCAAAUUAUCAAUAUGUAAAUGCGUGUAGGACAUGACAGAAGUAGUUCUGAAGCACAGUUGGAGAGUUACCAUUUUAAAAUAGAUGCUUAAAUUGUGUAUAUACUUGCAACAUCUUUGAUAGUGCAUUUUAAUUUUGCAUUUCAUGUUCUUGUAAAGUGCAUCUUCCACACUUCUGAAGAUUGUCUCCUUGUACAAUACUGUAUUAAGUCUUUUUUUCAGGACUUUAGUUAUUGCUGGAGCUUCCAACGUAUAUGUUUCUUCUGAAAAAUGUUCUUACUGUUACUUUUUUUGUAAAUAGUUUUUUGUAUUAAAUUUGCAUGGAUGAACCCCACAUUUCCAAGUGUACAUACUCAGUGUAUAAAAUACAAACUGUUUCAUAACUUUCAUGUAGUCAAGUUAUUCAAUUUGAUUUCACUUCAGGUUUUAUAUAUUCGUAGUAAAUAAUGAGAAUUUGUUGUAUGUUCUUUCAAAUGUCUGUGUUGCCAUUUUGAUAGAUAAGUGACCUGCCUCAUUACAUAUCAGCAAAUAUGUUCUUUUUGUAGUGAUGACAAACAAAAGAAAUGUUAACUUUUAUUCCAGGGAAAUACAGGACACUUUUACAUAUGAAGUAUGUAGGACUGGUUUUGACCAACAGCUGUCAUUGGUGAGAAUACAUUAAGAUAAAGAUGCCUUCACUUGUAGCAGCGUCUUUAUAUACUUACACACUUUCCUGUCUUAACACAAUGUGAAAACCACCUAAUGUCUUACAGCAUAUAUAUUUGGAACAAUGUAGGUUUCGAAUCUUGCUAAUAAGCUUAAUCCAGUACAGAAACUGUACAGGUGCUGUGCUUCCCUUCCGCUCCCUGGGUUAGAUCCAACAAUAGCACAGAUCACCCUUUGUGUGGUUUGCAGUCAUUAAUUGCUAGAACCAGCAUUAGGGAAACAACUGCCAUUGUUUGGACCUCUGGUUAGGUUAUUCAAAUGUAGGUUAAAAUAGAAUUCUAUACAAUAAAAUUGAUUUUACCUUGAUUUGUUUCUUUAUUAAAGAUCUGGCCAAUUUUAUUUCUAGAUCUGAAAACUGAAAGUAAAUAUUCUCUUUUGAGAUGUUUUUUCCUGUGAGACUUCAUUCCGCACCUGCACCCAGCUCUUUGUUUCUUGAUGAAGCACAAUUUGGGAGUAGGAAGCAGAAAUUGUGGAACAGCAUUACAAAUAAAGUGAACACCAUCCCUUGACAAAGGCAUAAACAGAACUUGUUUUUGCAGUUAUUGAUGAGGGGCUUGUGGUUAAAUGUUCUGUGAGUCUGUUUAGUUCCCAGCUAUAAAGAAAACUACUCUUAUGAAAAAGCCUUAAAGGUCUGCAGGGGGAAUGGUACCAUGUGCAGAGGCCUCAGUUCUGGACUGGACUCUGAACCAGGAGAUUCCUGGUUUUUCCUUGACCAUCUUCAUGGGGAAGGUCAUGGUUGAAUAAGGAAAGUGGUGUAAGCAAAAAUGAUCUGCGAUUUCCACAGGAGAUGUAUUGAGAAAAAUGCAAAAUGCAUGAAGCUUUGCAGUGUAAUUUUUUUUUUUUUUAUUUGAGCUUGGUCCAUUUGAUAAGGGUGCCACCAGUAUGUUCCUUUAGAUUAUCAACUGUGGAUAAUAUGACUCAGACAUGGACUUUUUUUCACUGAGUCAUGCGGUGUUAAAAGUUUUGUAAAUGGCAGGCUCCAGCUAUAAACAAAACAUAUAUGGUUCACACCACCUGCCUUGGUGAAGGUGCCUGCUGCUGGCAGGCUGCAUUGAUUCCAGCAGGAUUUGUGAACUAACGGCACUGAAUAAAUUUUACAGUUCUUUACUGCAGGGCUUCUUCCACCCAGCAUUUUUUCAGUAGUUCUUAGGUCUGUAUAGGUCUUGCUGACUGCAGCAACCUUUUCACAUGUCACACUGAGCUUAUUCACCUAUUUCCUAAAUCAAAGAUGGUGAACUACUACUAAAUAGAACUUUCUGUUUUCUGUUCAAGCUUGAAAUCUACAUCUUCUUCCAUAAUGUGUCAGAUACCUGCCAUGUAUGUUCUCAUGCUGUGUCUGCUUUUACAGUCUUCAGUGUCCUGCUUACAGACCAGUGGUACAUCUUGCUGUCUUCAGCUGCUGGUUUGCGUUGGUUAAGAUUCAUUGUUAGCCUUUUGACUUUCCUCUCCGAUUAAGAUAUGUCUACAGUGCCCCAGGCUAGCAUCACUGUUCCGAUACUCUUAGUUUGUGGAAACUAUAAGAUUUUGUGUGGUUUGUUUUUUUUUUUAAA